GCCAAACUACAACUCCCAGAAUGCACCGGCGCUGAAAGGAAGGGUCAAAUCUCAUUGGCUGACGCUUUUUCUUUGUAAGGACAGAAUGGUCAUGAUCCAUGCACCUGCAAGACAAUUUUUCAAACACCUGACGUGGGGAUUUGUCACACAGACAAAAGUGACAGUGCAAAGGGGACAUGCAAUUUUAUGCACCGUUAGGCAGGAUCAGCUGUCGGCUCGUACCAGUGGAAAUGUGCCACCUGCACAAUCAUUGUGCUCCAGGAGAAAUAUAUAUUCACAUAAAUGCAGGGCACAGUGGCAGAACAGUGCACAUCCUGGAGGGGGUGGUGACAGUAGGAACACCUGUCUAUCCCUUGAGGACAUAGCUCUCCGAAUUAAGGAAGGUCUGUACCGGCGUAUACUAGUUAUGGUGGGAGCUGGUAUCAGUACAGACAGCGGAAUCCCAGAUUUCAGGUCUCCCACAAGUGGGCUGUACAGCAGACUGCAAGAAUACAACCUUCCUUACCCAGAAGCAAUCUUUGAUUUGAGAUACUUCCUUAGGGAGCCACAACCUUUUUUGCAUCUAGCCCGUGAUCUCCUUCCUGGGCAUCACCAUCCCAACACUGCUCAUCACUUUCUGCGCCUUCUCAGUGACAAGGAGGUGCUGCUACGUCUCUACACACAGAAUAUUGAUGGAUUAGAGAGAGCGGCUGGGAUCCCAUCAGAAAAGCUGGUGGAAGCUCAUGGCUCUUUUUCCUCUGCAACAUGCACCAUGUGCCUCAAAUCUUACCCAGGUGAGACUUUUCAGAAAGCUGUGAUGGAGUCUAAAGUUCCCCUCUGUUCUUCGUGUGGUGGUCUAAUCAAAGCUGACAUUGUGUUUUUCGGAGAGCAGCUCCCACCUCGCUUCCUGCUACACCUAACAGACUUCCCCCGGGCAGAUCUCUUGUUUGUGAUUGGUACAUCUCUGGAGGUGGAGCCAUUUGCCAGUCUGGUUUAUGCAGUCCGAGCAUCAACCCCCCGUGUCCUCAUUAACCGUGAUUCCGUUGGACCUUUUGUAAGUGGCCCCCAAGGGCUCAAUGUGCUGGAGCUUGGAGAGGUGACAGCUGGAAUUAAGCAAUUUGUGCAGUUUCUGGGGUGGCAGCAGGAGCUGGAGGAGCUUGAGAAGAAUGGAAAACAACACUAACAGCUUGUAAACUCAGAGGAAAGAGUUCAGUACCGAUCAGAUCCAGGGGGGAAUGAACAAUACCUUAUUUAUCUUGAGUUCAAAAACCACACACAUCCACCAUAGGGAACAAAGGUUAUAAAAAAAAAUGAUGUUUUUUAUGCUAUAUAAAUGAUCAAUGGACCUAACAAUUCCUAUUUAUAAACAUCCAGUACUGUGCUGAACUCAUAUUAUAAAUUACUUUUAAACCUGAAAGAACUGUAUAAUUUGCAUCAGAGAUACUUUUUAAAUACUAAAUCUAAACACCAUCUUUACCAAUCACUCCUAGCUUUAUUAGUUUUAAAGUGCAGAACUACAAUAUCCAGAAUCCUCUGAAAGUCUCUUCCUGUUGUAUCAUGUAGUCAAUAUUCCUUCUAAUAAAUGCACACAAAUUGUGGCUCAAACAAA
Molecule: messenger RNA, 1588 nt
Organism: Xenopus tropicalis (tropical clawed frog)
Lineage: Eukaryota; Metazoa; Chordata; Amphibia; Anura; Pipidae
Gene: sirt3
Product: sirtuin 3
Exons: 8
Coding region: 86-1162 (358 amino acids)
Biological process (GO): chromatin remodeling
Molecular function (GO): NAD+ binding
Source: RefSeq, a predicted model, not a curated record